ACAACGUCUUAGAUAGUAAUGGUGAAUGGAUUCCAGAUGUCAAAUAGGGGGCAGAGAAUAUUUCGAGUUUAACCUAGUUGAUGUUAAGGCAGUUAUGAAAGGAACUCUUUUUAAGAGCAACAUUUAACAGUUUGUGAUGCGUAGCUCUAAAAAGGAAACGGGAGAAUUGUUGAGGAAACUGAAAGCAAGAAUAUUUCAAUGAGGAGAAGUGCAAUAGGCACCCAAGGUGUGUCCUAGUGGUCAACGAAGUAAGUUGAGAACCAUGAACGGAUGCAAAAACACUAGGUGAUUUCGUCCCAUCUGUUCAAGCCUUGGUAGAUACAGAUUUACCCGGUACAUGUGAUGAUGGGAUGAAUUAGUCAAGGUAGGCGAAAGCUGGCAUGGACAUCAUAAAAAGGGUGUGCUAUAUGGUGCAUUAUUAAGAAGUCCUUUUCAAUUCGUUAGGAUACAAAUAAGAUAAAAAACGCUUUGCCAAGGCUUGAGUAGAAGAAGAGGUACUUGAACAUAGGGCCAUGGAAGGCCGAGUUCAUGGAAGUUGGCUUUUCAGGAGAUUCACUAGAUCAUUCUCUCUUUGCAAUUUGACGAUUUAGUUCAAUCUUCUAAAUUAAGAAGCUUUAGUGAAAAUAUUAAGGGGCUUGAAAGUGUUCUAGAUACAGAGAUCAAAAUUGAUUCAUGGCAUAUUGUUUAAUACUCGGCUAGUUUUCUGCAUUUUAGUGGCGAAAGUAUUUGGGUUAUGAGAACUUUGCUGCUGAGAUAAAAAAUGAUAGGAAGAAUAUGCUUAAUUUGCAAGUUUGGGGCUUAAGGUCAAUGAAGAAUAUUUAUCUUACCUUAUUUAUGCUAUUGUUUCUUUUGUCGCUCAAGGAACUAUUUGUGACUUUUGUUUUACCUAUUGCUACAGUUUGUCUUUGGAAAACCAGAUGAGAGGAAGCAUUGCUAGACUGGCUGGCAGUGACACUUAAGAGGCUGAUUACUCAUUGCUUACCAUUUGACUUUUUCUGUUCCUUAUAUUUUUGGAGUGAUCGACAUUACGAGAAGUAGAUAUUGAUUUAACUAUUUGAUGCUUCUAUAAUAACUGAACUUUUCAAGUCUGCUGUUGCUAAAGAUUUGAUAAUGACAUCAGAGCAAGCUGCCAUGAAAUCUAGCCGAUCGAUGAAGAGAAAGAUAGGUGGGGUUCAUGAAAAAUACAGUGACAAGGAGAAUGUUGCAUCAAAGAAAGCAACACGUAGGAUUAGUCGGCAGAAUCUGAAUGCAGCAGGGGAAUGUAGAAAUCUUUCAGCUGGGCAAAAUAAUGGGAUUUUGCCCUUACAAGCUUCGAAGGUAUCUUGUCAAAAGCUUCCAGGAAGGACGACUAAUUCCCCUGUAACAAAAGGAGAUGCUGCAGCAGGGAGUCAACAGCUUGAUUCUUGUAAGAAGAUUAAGCUACAGCUUUUUCCAAUAAAUAAAAGUACCCGACAGAGAUUGGAGAAGGAUGGCUGCAAUCCGUUCCAGGAACUCACUUUAAGUGCUCAGAAGAAGAUAUCGUCGGUGAUUAAGCACCUUUAUACAAAGUGGAGUUCGUCGAGUUUGGGGUUAGGGGAGCUCCUUCUAUUCCCCUAUGAUACUAAUACAGAAAACAUAGCAUCACAGAAACGAUGGAGCUCAAAAGAUACCAACAUUUCUGCAGGAGAAGUGUAUGCAGCAAUAGAAAGUCCUGCCAUUUUUCGCUUAAGGUAUGGCUGUCUUUCUGAUCUUAAGCUCAAGGCUUUUGAGGUACCUGAUAUCUCCCCAGCCUCUGGUAUGCAUGCACAAUCGAGGGGUAUUAAGAGAAUCUUUGCUGAUGCAAUGGACAUAGCAAAUGACAAAGUGAAGGGAGCUAAGUUGAAAAAUGAAGAGCUUAGUAAACCAAUCUGCAAAAAUGAGCAUGAAAUUGUAAUUGAGAAUCAGAAGAUGGCUUCAAACAUACAGGUUGAUCAUAUGGUUGAUGAAGUAAGAAAGCAAAAUGUCCCUUCAAAGACAGACAAUCCAUGGGAUGAUAUUUUGACCAACUUAAGCAUUGGAGGAUUGUUUUCUGAGGCAUCUUUGCAAGGAAAGAUCAGCAAGACAGAAAAUAAAUUGGAUUUGCAGCCAAUCCAGUCAGUUUCUGAUAUUAGUAUAGGAGGUUUGCUGUCUGAAGUGUCUUUGCAGGGUAAGACAUCUACUGAAAUGAACCAAGAGAACAGAGUGGAAUUGCAGCCACCUACAUUUAGUUCCUAUUUUAGCAAAGGAGGCUUCCUUUCUGAAGCAUCUUCUCGGGAAAAGAUUAGUGAUUUCAAUUUAGAUUCAAAAGGAACAACUGGUUUGAAGGAAACGUCAAAGUGUGGGCCACACAUUGAGUCAAAAUUUUCAUGGGAUUUUAAUCUCACUAACUUGAGCAUUGGAGGAUUGCUGUCUGAGGCGUCCCUGCUGGAGAAAGUGAAAAAUCAUGACCAAAGAAGUGAGGACAAACCAAGCUCACAACCUGACUCACUUGAUGCGUUUGUUGCUGCACGCAUGAAUUCACGCCCUGAAAUUUCAAAGUCAUCAUCUCAUGAAUUGCACUCAUCUAUCUUGGAUGCUGAAGAGACAUGUCAUGCAUUUCCAGUGCGUAAAAUUUCAUCAGGAAAUGAAAAUGCAACAACUUCGUGUGGACCAGCUGGUUCUGGCAACGGUCACGAGUAUACAAGCUCAAAAUCUUUCAGAAUUCCAUCGUCCUCUAGUGCUGCGGAGCGCUCAACUCAAAGUGUGAUCGCACAAGAUCAAUCAUCAGAGCAACCAAAGACAACUUUCUUUUCUCGUUCACGGGGUGUUUUUGAUGAAGACAGCAGCCUUGGGCUAAAGGGCAUCAAAUGGGAAGACUCUUUGGGACCAUUUGAUCUUGGACUUCCCAUUUUGCGACCUGUUAGCAUCGGAGACAGUGUUAGCCUCAGCGAGUUCAUUAAAUAACAUACUGUAGUCUUGAACUGAUAGUAUGAUACCAUAGACAGACGAAAAUUUUCCUGAGCUCGAGGAUCAAAUUCUUGAUUAGUCGAAAGUAAAAAUGAUUCUCUGAAUUGUCCAUAAAGAGUUAAAAAACAAUCUUGUGAUUAUAGAACUUACAUUUUUUUAAAUGUAAUAUAGCCUUAGGCUUUUCCUUUUCUUCAACACCUAAGGCAAGGAUUUUAUAGUACUUC
Lycium ferocissimum is the source of this 3167-nucleotide messenger RNA. Its product is annotated as TSL-kinase interacting protein 1. NCBI's taxonomy places the organism in Eukaryota, Viridiplantae, Streptophyta, Magnoliopsida, Solanales, Solanaceae. Gene Ontology annotation, molecular function: chromatin binding. Gene Ontology annotation, biological process: pattern specification process. Bases 1111 to 2940 code for a protein of 609 amino acids. The record is from RefSeq and is a predicted model, not a curated record. Gene Ontology annotation, cellular component: nucleus. The transcript has 8 exons.